UUAGCAAUAUCCUAUUCUCCAUAUCUAGAAUUCCCUAUUCUCUGAGAAAAGAUCCUACCCUGGUACUGUUUUGAGCUUCCUCAAUUUCAGUACUACAUCAAUUGGUAUCAGAGCGAUGGCAGAGAAUGAGUCACAGUGGCCGCCGCCUCCACCUGAUCCAAUGGCAAAAGUCAUUGAAAUGUUUCAACAACUCUCUGCUGAUCAAAAAACUAUUAAUGAGAGGUUACUGCGACUUGAGAACCAAAGUGUUACUCCAAUACAAGGCAGCAAUGUACCAUUCGAGAGGGAGGACAGGUAUCAACUACAAUCUACUGUGCAUCGUCAACAUAGGAGAAGUGCUGAAAGGGCACAACAAAGAACCCCUACAGCACCACCUACCUUUGAGGAGCAUGUAAGAUCUUAUUUCAAUGGUGAUCUUGAAGCACCCCGUCGACGUGCUGAUGAUUCACAAAAAGUCAAGCUUGAAUUAAAGGAGUUCAACGGAAAGCAUGAUCCACAGGUAUUUUAUGAUUGGUUGGCUGCUUUAGAUGACUAUUUUGAUUGGUAUGAGUUGUCUGAGUCACGUAAGAUGAGACUAGCACGUACUAAGCUAGUUGGCUCAGCCCGCGAAUGGUGGAGAACUGAAGAAAGGGAUCUAGAAGAUCGUGGUAGAGCUCCCAUUACUUGGGAAGAGAUGAAAGAACAUCUUAGUGCCAAAUACUUACCACGACACUUUAGAUCACAACUGCAGGACAAGCUGAAUACUCUUCGUCAAGGGAGUAUGUCCGUUGCAGAGUAUAUGGAGCAGUUUGAUUCACUCUAUUCACGCACUGGCAUCAGGGAGAAUGAAUUACAGGUACUUUCCCGCUUUCGUUUGGGUUUGAGAUCUGAUAUAAAUCGUGCUAUUGGCGUAGUAGAUGUAUCCAAUGUCAGGGAAUGCUUCGAGAAGGCAGUACAUGCAGAGGAGUUACUAGCUCCUACGGGUAGAAGGUUUGGAUAUCAAGCUAGAGAGAUCACAAAAAAAUUUUCAGCAAAAAAUCCUACUUCUUAUCCUCCACGCACCACACCUUCUCCACGUGCUGAUCACAAGGGGAAAGCACCUAUGCCUAGCACUGCCACAGUGCAAUGCUUUCAUUGUCAGGAGAGGGGACAUUAUGCCAAAAAUUGUCCUACACAUCACAAAGUAGCAGUGAUGGUUGAUGCUGACGAUACUCCUGAUGAAGAUAAUUCCCAUAUCUUUCCAAUCCCAUUGGAAGAAGAAGACGAAAAUGUUGAUUAUUAUGAUGGGGCUGAAGCAAAUGAAGAUGACUCCUAUGGAAUUCAUGUGGUUUCUCGCAUAUUGGUGGCUGAAACCAAAGGCGAGGAUUGGCGACGUACAUGCAUAUUUUACAGCCGCAUGCGUUCAGCUGAUCGCACUGUUCAGGUGAUAGUUGACAGUGGCAGCUGCGUUAAUGUUGUCUCUGAGUUGUUUGUGAAGAAAGCACAUUUGAAGGUAGAGAAACACCCGCAGCCUUACAAAGUAUCCCUACUGAAUGGCAACACUUUGGAGGUCAAUCAGCGAUGUUUUGUUCCACUACAACUUUCUCGAUAUGAAGAAAAGGUAUGGUGUGAUGUUAUUCCUAUGAAGCUAACUGAUGUUCUUUUAGGGAGACCAUGGAUGUAUGAUAAUGAUGUUCUCACUGGCGGAAAGAAGAAUCAGUGCAUAUUUACCUUUAAAGGGCAGCGCACUAUACUUGAGCCUAUCAAUGUACCAGAGGAGAUGCGUAAGAGACAGACAUUGAGGACUAACCAGAAAGCCACCACCGAUACCAACAAGAUGCUAGUCCUUCCACAGAAGAUCUUAGCUGUUCCACAAAAGCAGUGUGAGCGAACCAGCCAUGAUACAGGCAUGAUAUUAGCCCUGGUUACUAGAGAGGUCACUCCACCACCAACAGUUCAGCUCACACGGCCUAUUAGAGAGCUUCUAACAGACUUUUCUGAUUUAGUACCUGACGAGCUACCUAAUAAGCUCCCUCCCAUGCGCGAUAUUCAGCAUGCUAUUGACUUGGUACCUGGUUCUGUGCUUCCCAACCUUCCAGCUUACUGUCUCAGUCCUACAGAACACACUGAGCUCAAAAGGCAAGUUGAUGAACUACUACAGAAGGGGUUUAUCAUUGAGAGCCUUAGUCCUUGUGAUGUACCAGCAUUACUUACUCCAAAAAAGGAUGGCUCAUGGCGUAUGUGUGUCGACAGCAGAGCAAUCAACAAAAUAACGGUUAAGUAUAGGUUUCCCAUACCACGACUUGAUGAUAUGCUAGACAUGUUGUCCGGUGCAAAGGUCUUUUCAAAAUUGGACCUUCGAAGCGGCUACCAUCAAAUUCGUAUUCGGCCAGGAGACGAAUGGAAGACCGCCUUCAAAACCAAGGAUGGACUGUUCGAGUGGAAGGUUAUGCCCUUUGGUCUGACGAAAGCACCUAGUACAUUCAUGCGAGUUAUGACACAGGUUGUAUUCCUUGGUUUUAUUGUCUCCUCCAAGGGGGUUGAAGCUGAUCCUGAGAAAAUCAAGUGCAUCACCAACUGGCCUACCCCGAAGACAAUCACUGAAGUCCGUAGCUUCCACGGUCUAGCCUCAUUUUACAGGAGAUUCAUUCGAAAUUUUAGUGCAGUCAUGGCACCAAUUUCCGAAUGUAUGAAGCAGAGUAAAGGCAAGUUUGAGUGGACAACAGCGGCGACAAAAGCCCUCCAUUUUAUCAAGAAGAAGAUGACGGAGGCCCCGGUAUUACGCCUGCCAGAUUUUAAUCGUGUAUUUGAGGUGGCAACUGAUGCUUCGCAUAUUGGGUUGGGAGGUGUGCUGAUACAAGAAGGGCACCCUAUCGCUUUCUAUAGCGAGAAACUCAACGAUGCCAAGCGACGCUACUCGACUUACGAUUUGGAGCUCUAUGCUGUCAUCCAAGUGUUACGCCAUUGGAGACACUAUCUUAUUGGUAAGGAAUUUAUUCUUUACACCGAUCAUGAAGCACUCAAACAUCUCCAUUCUCAGAAGUCAAUCAGUCAGAAGCAUGCAAAGUGGGUUGCUUACCUACAAGAGUUCGUCUUUGCGAUGAAAUACAAGGCUGGUAAAGAGAACACGGUGGCUGAUGCUUUAAGCCAAAAAAUUCUCACUAUCAAUACUUUUUCAGCACAUGCCGUUAGUAUUGAUCAGAUACGAGAUGAGUACGCGUCUGAUAAGGAUUUCAGAGUUCUAUAUGCAGAGUUACAGCAAGGUGAGCAACACCCUAAAUGUUCUGUCCACAAUGGUUAUUUGUUCUUCGGAACGCGAUUAUGCAUUCCAGACUCCUCCCUAUGA
Macadamia integrifolia is the source of this 3304-nucleotide messenger RNA. RefSeq lists its product as uncharacterized. Gene Ontology annotation, molecular function: zinc ion binding; nucleic acid binding. The coding region runs from base 116 to 3304 and encodes 1062 amino acids. The transcript is spliced from 3 exons. The record is from RefSeq and is a predicted model, not a curated record. Lineage: Eukaryota; Viridiplantae; Streptophyta; Magnoliopsida; Proteales; Proteaceae.